Molecule: messenger RNA, 1073 nt
Organism: Anoplophora glabripennis (Asian longhorned beetle)
Lineage: Eukaryota; Metazoa; Arthropoda; Insecta; Coleoptera; Cerambycidae
Product: glycine N-methyltransferase
Exons: 7
Coding region: 90-1001 (303 amino acids)
Biological process (GO): protein homotetramerization; S-adenosylmethionine metabolic process; regulation of gluconeogenesis
Cellular component (GO): cytosol
Molecular function (GO): glycine binding; S-adenosyl-L-methionine binding; identical protein binding
Source: RefSeq, a predicted model, not a curated record
AUAUAAUACCGCUACUUUAAAAACUGAACCAUCGUAAGACAUACAUCACAACAUCACAUCCAAGAACGUUUUUCAUUGAAAUAAAAGAUAUGGCUAACAGCAACGUGAUAACCACCAGGUCCUUAGGGACGGCAUCGGAGGGUAUAAAGGAUCAGUACGCGGACGGGAAAGCGGCCAAAGUAUGGGAGAUAUUUAUUGGUGACAAAAAGUCUAGGACGAAGAAUUACAAGAACUUCUUGGUCGGGUUGUUGAAGAGCAAGGGAUGCAAAAGGAUCUUGGACGUCGCCUGCGGCACGGGAAUUGACUCUAUCAUGCUACUAGAGGAAGGUUUUGAGGUGGUAUCUGUAGAUGCCUCGGAUAAGAUGCUGAAGUAUGCGCUGAAAUCGAGAUGGAACAGAAGAAAGGAAGCAGCUUUUGAUAAUUGGAUUAUCGAAGAAGCAAACUGGCUAACGCUUUACGACGAUAUAGAAGACAUUGUCGGUAAUGGAUUCGAUGCCGUCAUUUGCCUCGGUAAUUCUUUCGCACAUAUGUUAGACAACUAUGGCGACCAGAGGGAACAAAAACAGGCUUUAAGGAACUUUGAGAAGUGCGUAAAACCGGGAGGACUUUUGUUAAUUGACCACAGAAACUACGAUAAUAUCAUUGAUUCGGGAAGCACGGCGUCGAAAUGCAUUUAUUAUAAUAGCAAGCACACGACAGACAUUAAAACCUCAGUAUUAUUUGUCGGCGGGCAGCCAGCUCUCGUCACUCUAGACUAUCUCAUCGAUACAUCGGCGCAAGACGACGAUGAAAAGACUGAUAUAAUUAGUGGCGAAGAUACCAUAAGCGAAUUUCGGUUAUCGUACUACCCCCACCGAUUGAAGGUUUUCAACAGGAUGCUGAGGGACGCCUUUGGCGAAAAUUCUGAAUACAAGAUAUACGGCGACUUCAAGAGCCUGGACGAGAUCGAAACGCCCAAUUUCUACAUUCACCUUGUAGAGAAAUCGAGUACCUUCUUCUAAUUGUUAAUAAUUUAUUUCCGUAUUUAUAAGAAUCACAAACUUUUAAUUUUAUUAAUACAUGUAUCUGUUGUU